Molecule: messenger RNA, 2517 nt
Organism: Adineta steineri
Lineage: Eukaryota; Metazoa; Rotifera; Eurotatoria; Adinetida; Adinetidae
Source: the annotation of a GenBank genome assembly
AUGUCACAACGAUUAGAACGAAGAAAAUGUUCAUCAGUAUUAUCAAGUCGUAAACAAAAAACGAAAUCAGCAAAAGUAAUAACUACACGAACAAAUAGAAUUUUUAUAAAUUCUAAUCAAUGGCUUUUACCAGAAACAGAAGAAUAUUUAAGAAGAAAUGAUAGACAAGAAACUCAUACAACAAUCAUAGAAUAUGAAGAGGAACAACAAGUUACUCCAAUAUCAUUAACAAAGAAAAUUCCAACACCGUUUGAUGAAGUUAAAUCAUAUUUAAAAAAGAAUAGUUUGGUUACAAAAGGUUUAACUAUAUUUGAUGUACUUUAUCCAACAACGAUAACAAUAAAAGAACCAACGCAUAUUCAAAUUAUUGAUCGUUAUGUACUUUCUAAAGUUUGGGAUGAUAUUUUACCAUUAGCAUAUGGAUCAUAUGCUGGCAAACUUCGAUUAGUUAAUCAUUAUGCUGUUAAUUUAGAAAAAUAUGAAAUGGACCUUAAAGAGUUAAUUUCUGAAUAUCAUCAAUUUAUUUCGAGAUUUAUUUGGAAAAAUUUGAAUGAUGAAGAUAAAAAACAAGUUACGCCCACUAUUUAUUGGAUGAGUAUAUCACAAGAAGGACAAGAUAGCCUAGCUCGUGAAAUUACCAAAGAUGAAUAUAUAAAUCAAAAUUCAUUGGAAAUAUUUGCAUGGAAAAAAUUAAGUAUCGAUGAGCAAAAUGCUUUAUUACAAAAACCUGUUGUUUAUAAUGAAACAACUCAAAUUGUAUUAAAAAAUGUGUUAAAAAAUGCUAAAGCUGAAUCAGUUUUAAAAGGAGUUUCACAUAUGGAUGUUGAAAUAAAACGUGCUGUAAAAUUUUUACAAAUUUCAACUGAUUUACGUCAUCAUCAAAAAUUAGCUGUGAAUGAAUCGAAAUCAACUGUUACUCAAACGACAAUCAUUAAAUAUAAAAAAACAACCAAUAUAAAUAUCAAUAUACGAGUUCUAGCUCGUUAUGGUCCUGAUGGUUAUUUCUAUAUUGGUACAUUACAAAAAUCUGAAAAUGGACAAUUGAUUGUUUUUUUUGAUAUGGAUGUUGAAGGAGAAGCAGUUAUAUAUAUUCGUUUACCGACAAGUUUAUCAAGUAAUCAAUCAAAUUUAUUUCUAAACGAUUGUGUACUUGUUCGUCAAAUGAGAGAAACAGAAGAAUAUUGGGCACCCGGUUUAGUAAUAGGUCUUCCAGUAUCAUUUACUUUACCAUCGCCUUUAUAUAUGGUACAAGUAUAUGAUCCAUUUUCAAAACAAAUUUAUGUACAUCGAAAGGAUAUGAUUAGAAUAACUGUUCCACUUUUUCAAAACAGUACUCGUUAUCUUCAAAAUCUAUAUCAAAAUUCUGGAAGAAAUGAUAUUUUUAUUAAUUUUCAAGGACCGAAUCAACCACCUUCUACUCCUGCUCCAGGUCUAUCUGAAGCUGAUAUUAAAUCUAUUCUUGACAAAAUUCUCAAAUCAUUAAUAGAAAAAAUUGAACAUCGUAAUAAAGUACAUCAUAAACGUUAUCAUGAACUUAAAAUAACCAUAGAAGAUCAUACGCGUGUGAUUAGAAUUAUACAAGAACAAUUAUCAAAACAACCAGCUCGUCGGUAUCCUCCUUAUCCUGCUGAUGUACCAACUUCACCGAUUAAUCCUCCAUCAUCAGGACCAACAACUGAUACUGAUACUUCUUCUGAAAGGACUCCGACUCCACCACCAACUCCUAGACUUAAACCUGGUACAAAAGUGUAUGCAGUAUGGUCUAAUGAUGAUGGACUUGUUUAUAAGAGUACUAUAGUAGAACCACAGGAAUCAGAUUAUUAUGUCAUUGAACGAACUGAUUUACGAGGUAUUCUGAGUAUAAUACCACGUCGUGAUAUAUUUCUUGAAACAGAUCGUUGUCCCCUGAAAAAUACCAAUAUAAAAUCAUUUGCUUUGGUUCAAUAUCCUGAUGAUUGCCGUAAUUGUUUUUGUCCAGCAGUUAUUCUUCAUCAUGAUGGAGCGACAACAAAAGUUCGUUUUUAUGAUUGUUCUAUCGACAAAGAUCUCAAAAAUCACCAACAUGUUAUACCAAUAGAGAAACAACAAUUUGAACAGUAUGUAACAUCUCGUAUUGAAAAAGAAAAAUCUUUUGAGGAUCAACCUACUGUCGGUUUAAAUAAUCAUACAAAAACAUUUAUGUUAGGUACGAUUACAAAACGUGUUGGAAAUGGUCAUCAAUAUUUAAUUAAAUGGUGUGAUGGUUCUGACGAUGAACAAAAAGAUGAAUUUUUAUUUCCUGGUGUAUUUACUCAACCUGAUAAUCAUCAAGUGAAUAAUAUUGUUUUGGCUAUAGAUAAAAAGGAUUCAAUAUAUAAACCAGCAAAAAUUCUAUCUAUUUCAAAUGAUCGAAAAAAUUUACAAGUUGAAUUUCUUAAUUUAUCAUCAAGACAAGCAAAUGUUCGAGCAACUGCAGCAUUUGUAAUCAGUGAAGCAUAUUAUAAAAAAAUUAUCGAGCAAAAACAUACACAACAUUAA